Molecule: messenger RNA, 1989 nt
Organism: Halichondria panicea
Lineage: Eukaryota; Metazoa; Porifera; Demospongiae; Suberitida; Halichondriidae
Exons: 9
Coding region: 172-1809 (545 amino acids)
Biological process (GO): mitotic DNA damage checkpoint signaling; protein phosphorylation
Cellular component (GO): nucleus
Molecular function (GO): protein serine/threonine kinase activity; ATP binding
Source: RefSeq, a predicted model, not a curated record
UUUCCUAACAUUUUAUUAUUAAAUUUUAAAAAGUUUGUCUUAGAAGUUAAGUUUAUCACUAAUUCACAGACCAUAAGGUGACGUUCUUGCACUUUAGAGACACAAUAUGCUACAGUCUUCACGCUCCUAACAGCCAAGGACUGAAUGCAGGCCCAUAGUACUAUUUUCUAAAUGCCCCCCACUGACCUGACCAUGGCAGCUGAGGAGAGUCUAGUUGAGAGUGGUACUAGUCGAGGUCAAUCACAACAACCCUACGCAUUCACCGUGCAACCCUCUAUGACUGCACCCGUGUCCCUAACCGGGGCGCCCAAAGGAGACAGUCCUAAGAACGGGAAUACGCCGGCCCCAAUGGCUAGUACUUUGAGGGCCACAGAGCAUCGAGACACUGCUAGAGAAGAACAAGAGGCCAUUGCUGAGUUCCUUGAUAGUAUGCCCAUGAUUAAUAAAGAGUUUAACAUUUGCUGCAAAAUAGGAGAAGGCACGUUCAGCUCUGUGUACCUGGCGUCUCUCAAGGGGAUCCCUGAAGAGAGGGUGGCUAUCAAACACCUUGUACCCAUCUCCUCCCCCAGCAGGAUUGAGAAUGAGAUCUACUGUCUACAACUCAUGGGUGGGCGUGACCACAUUAUGUCGCUGCUGACUUGUGUUCGACACAAAGACCACAUCGCUCUUAUUAUGCCCUACUUCAAACACGACCGUUUCACUGACUACCUUCAUGUGCUGAGCGUGUCAGAAGUUAGGGAGUACAUGAGAGCAUUGCUUGUUGCCCUGAGAGUGGUGCACAGCCACCAGAUCAUCCACAGGGACAUCAAGCCCUCAAACUUCCUCUACAACAGAGCAACAAGACAGUUUCAACUGGUUGACUUUGGGCUGGCCCACGCUGUACAAACUAAAGAGGAGCUCUCUGCCAAACCGUCCACCAAGCCUCGGGGACGUACGGCCAUGAGGGGGGAAUCCUCUAACACCACUGUCUCCAAAGUCAACGGCAUUGGUCCUCCAUCCACUUACUCGAGACAGCUGCACCUGCGGCCGGCCGCUAGGGGACACCGUGCAACCACAUCCAAAGGCAGGACAUCCACAUCAAAGGGAAAUGUCACCACAUCAAAGGGAAACAUGACCACAUCAAAGGGGAGGGCAAGGCCAGCAGCCGAGGGUGGAGAGGUUAGACUAUGUCCCAUCAGGCAUAAGCUCUCUGAAGUUUGCAAUAUUUGCAUGUCAAGGAGUCAUCAGGCGGCCCCCCGUGCUGGUACCCCUGGAUUCAGAGCCCCAGAGGUCCUCCUCAAGUCACCCUCUCAGACUACAGCUGUAGACAUGUGGUCGGCUGGCGUAAUUUUCCUGUGUGUGUUGAGUGGGCGAUAUCCUUUCUUCCGAGCUCACGACGAUCUGUCUGCUCUCACUCAAAUCAUCUCACUGCUGGGCUCUGACACUUGUUCCAAGGCAGCCAAUGAAUACGGUAAGGACCUGGUGUGUGUCCCUGCAGUUGAACCUACGGACCUGAGAACACUUUGUAGAACACUGAGAGGAUCCAUAUCAAAGUCACAUGACACUACUGACAAUAUGACAGAGUAUGUGGCUCCACCCACAAAGAAAAACCGAGUUUGCGAAGACACAAGCACUACAGAAGACUCUCACAAGUCAACAAAUAACCUGAAACAAUGCAACGGUUCAACAAACUCAAACUCACCCACUGACACUGUAUGGAGUCAAAUUCCUGAAGAUGCCUUCGAUUUGCUCUACAGAUUGUUGGAUUUUAACCCCUUAUCAAGAAUAACUGCCACUUUAGCUGUAGACCAUAGUUUUUUAGCUACCUAGCACCACCCGCCACCGCUGUAUGUCUCAAUGUUUCUACGUGCAUAACUGUGUUUUCUUGUAUUAUAGCUGGUUUUGUUCAGUUGUGUUUAUUUAUUCUUGUUUUUGUGCCCUGGCCACAUGUGGUAACUCAAUCUUCUGUGUCUAUCUGAAUGAGAAAUGAGAUGCAUGAUUAUUAUUAUU